This is a messenger RNA of Salvia splendens (bonfire salvia), 1576 nucleotides long. Its product is annotated as ycf20-like protein. The record is from RefSeq and is a predicted model, not a curated record. The transcript is spliced from 2 exons. Bases 835 to 1449 code for a protein of 204 amino acids. NCBI's taxonomy places the organism in Eukaryota, Viridiplantae, Streptophyta, Magnoliopsida, Lamiales, Lamiaceae.
AAGCUCGAAUUUGUUUUUACUCAACAAUCUUUAUAUUCAAAAAGAUGAGAUUUUUAUGCUUGAUGUAACUGCAGCAGCUGCCGAUUAAUGUAUUUUGCUCUUCUUCUUGUGCUUGAUAGUUAAGAAGCCGAUUACAUCUGCGGAUUAUGUGGAUUCGUUUGCUGUCAAUUGUUUUGCAGAUAAUUAUAACUUCUAUAUCUGUUUUUGUGAUGAUGAACAUUCUUAAGAUUGAGGGUUUUUCUUGCCAUCUCAAUAAAUAUACUUUAUUUAUUUAAUUUUUAAAGAAAAUAUUGAUGAUGGGUGCAAAAAUUGAAGCUCUGGUGUCAAUCUUGAAAGAAUAGAAAUGAAUUGCUUGAUAGUUGUACAUUAUUUCAGCUUGAAGUUUGGGUAUAUCUCAUUGCUUCUGUUUAGACUAUUUUUGUCUGGAAAUGAUGGUACAUUUAGGCUCUGAAUCUGUUUUUAGCAUGUUUGUCUUGUCAUUUUCUCAUAAGUUUUCCUAAAUUUGGUAUGAUCAAACCUUUUGAUCCUCUGACCUCUAGAGAGCUUCUAGAUUAGAUAUCUAUAUAUCGUAUCUUAGUUUUGAAACUGAAAACGCGAAGAUCUUUUCAUGUCAUGCUGUUGUAUACCUGGUAUGUUAGGGUUCUUGAUGUCGAAUGUCGGGUUUAGAAUCUAUUUUCAGUUUGGGAGUUGAAAUCUAAACAGAUAAAAUCUUAGCUUUGGGACAUUCGGGGAUUUAAGGAUGCUCAUAAGCUUCAAUGAUCUGUACGUGAUAUUUAAGGAUGCUCAUAAGAUCGGAGAUUCUUAUAACAUUGUGCUUCUAGGUUUUGCAUUCUUAUGGUCUCAGUGCAUUCUUAUGCUUUGUUGCAGUUGAUGACCAGCCAAAUGGAUAUGAUAUUGUUGCAGUCCAUGUCCCUUGUUGUUAGCAAAAGAUGCGUGCUUCCCAGGCAUAGUUGUGGCUUUCAGAAUCUUAUCGAUUCACAAAACUUAUCAAGACAAACUCAAAAACUUGAUUCAGCUUGUAGAAACAGUUCACUGUCGAGUAAAGGAGGAUGUGGGGUAGCAUUUGCACUGAACACCGAUGGAUUCACAGCCAACAAUGACAACAGAGACAACUCUGCUCUUGGCGAAACUCGUUUGGGGAGGAUAGCAGGUGGAAGGGAGUUACUGAGUAAAUUGAACUCUGCUAGGAAAAACUUCCCCAUGAAGGUUUUUCUCCUGCUCUUUGGCUUCUACACGGCUAAUGCUCUUGCAACGAUCCUUGGCCAGACAGGCGACUGGGAUGUGCUCGUAGCUGGAGUAGUAGUAGCUGCAAUCGAGGGCAUUGGCAUGCUCAUGUACAAAAAGCCCAUGACAACAGGGAGACUGCAGUCUCUAGUGGUGUUGAUCAACUAUUGGAAAGCCGGUAUUUGCUUAGGCUUGUUUGUUGAUGCUUUUAAGCUAGGUAGUUAAGUUUCUUCUCUUCGAAAAUGAGAUAUUGUGUGUAAAUCCUUUAGGAAAUGCAUAUACAUAGGCUUCUGUAACAUUCAAGCUACCAUUUUGCCAUAAUCAGAAUGUUGAGAUUGUUUUGUCUGGUAAA